AUGUACACUUGUGCUCUUAAUACAACAGCCAUCGUUUCGUGUCAGCGUUCGGCUCGUGUUUACGAAUGUCCGUCAUACUAUUGCACCUGGUUGCGUUUUGUUCACGGAGGUUACGACUACUCAAGUGAAUGUUACGUGUGGACAAAGCGCAGUCAAAACGUGCCGAAGAGCAGUGGUCUCUGGUAUAAACUUAUUUUCCCAGAUGGUCAACGUGGUUUUGUGAAUGGCAUUCAUUGCACUGGCCCCGCUCGUCGUUGUCAGUAA
Messenger RNA from Adineta ricciae, 264 nucleotides. Lineage: Eukaryota; Metazoa; Rotifera; Eurotatoria; Adinetida; Adinetidae. The record is from the annotation of a GenBank genome assembly.